Lytechinus pictus (painted urchin) is the source of this 2518-nucleotide messenger RNA. RefSeq lists its product as uncharacterized. The coding region runs from base 1294 to 2307 and encodes 337 amino acids. Lineage: Eukaryota; Metazoa; Echinodermata; Echinoidea; Temnopleuroida; Toxopneustidae. The record is from RefSeq and is a predicted model, not a curated record. The transcript has a single exon. Gene Ontology annotation, molecular function: nucleic acid binding; zinc ion binding.
UAUUGUAAUGUAGUGAUUGUAUAAAUCAAUACAUACAUAUAGCCUAGACAUCAUAAUGUAAAAUACCCCUUCUCAGAACCAUCCCUUUUUAUGUCCAUACCCCCUUCUCAGAACCCUUUUCAUUUAUUUAAUCCACGCCAAUAAAAACCCUUAUUGUUAAUAGUUCAAACAGCCCCUAAUCAUAGAACAAAGAACUGCCUUCCCCUUCCCAAUAAUCAAACCCCCCUUUUGUCCUAUACCCAAACACUUGGAUUAUAAUUUAUGUAGAAGCUUGAAUAUAUAUUGAGUGUACACCCAAGGGUUGAGGGUUAGAUAAGUCAAGAUCAUCACAGAGUUAAGAUCUACAUCGACGUACGUUAAUUGUGAUAUGCUUUUCAACUCUACAUGUGAUACUGCUGGAAGUUGACAUUUAAUAAAGUUUCUUGAUUGAAUUGUACAUCGAACGUUCCUGUGUGGUCAUUGAUGCUCCCAACUAAGAUAUGAACGAUCACAACACAACAUGGUGGAGAACCCGGCUUUUUAUUCACUAGUGCUAUAGAGGACGGACACCUAUUUACCCUUGGAGUAGGUGUCGAAAGCCUGUAGAGUGGUGCGUCAGAAAAGUUAAUAAUGAAAUAGGAGGAAAACUUUGGACCAGGGUCAGCGACGAUCGACAACAUUUACUCAGCUCACUAGAUGACGAAAAUUAGGAGCCUACAGUGACAAUGAUCUCCAGCCAAACUGUACACAACCAAAAACAGAAAUGACGCUGCAUGCCAGAGACGGAUAAGACACAGACGACGGAUGACUGGAGAGACGACGGAUGACUGAAGGGACCUCGACAGCUGUGAUGACUUCUGAAGACGACAGCCAUAUGUGUGACACAGCAACUGGAUCAACGGACGGACCAUUGAGAGCUGAAUGACUUUGAUGCUCGACUACCUUUUCCUUGGAUCGAUGUGGAUGUUAUUCGGCCAUAUGACUUAAUAACUUUUUUUUAUGAGACCAAUCUAAUAAUUUCAUUCUGAUGUCCUUAUACAUUUGCUUGGUUACUUUGGUAAGUGAAACACUUUUCAUUGCUCCGUCCCAUGAGUGAGAAUGAGAGAUAAUAUUUAACAUUCCUUUGUAUUUAUGGUUCAUCUAUUGAUUUCGACAAUUAUAUGGUAAUGUUAGAUUUAAUACCUUAUCCUAAAAUUUAAUUUCGUAUUAGUAUAAAACAGUGUACGAGUAGAUUCCCCCCUCUUAAAGUUCUAAAUAAAUAUUAAGCUGAACAUUGCCUACCAAUUAUUGAACAGUAAUAAUUUGACCAUUAAUAUGACCACCACAACAUCGACAUCGAAUAUGCCACGACAUACACUACGACAGACGGACUUCCUUCCAUCCCGUUUUUCUGGCGAUCGGCUAGAUAGGGACGACUCGACUGCACAUUUUCUGACAUUUGAUGAUUACCUGGACGCACACAAUAUAGACUCAACUGACCCCGCCCAAUUCCAGACAAUACUCCGAUCUUUCCGUCGCACAUUGCAGGGACAGGCUAGACUAUGGAUAGACGGACUGACUUUUAAUUCAUAUGACGACUUAAAAGACGGGUUUGUGAGGAGGUUUAGCCCAGCUAAGUCUUCAUACAGCCAUGUUAGGGACUUUAACACAAUGACGAUGACUGAUGGGGAGAGCGCAGAGGCGUAUCUCCAGCGACUUCGACAGACUGCGUCUUACAUCAAUUAUGGCGAGGCACAGAUUAAACACAGAUUGCUUGAUUCUCUGCCUAAUGAAUGCCGCGCUACAAUAUUGAUGUCUGCCUCAGCCUCUGACAUAACUUCUGACGAAAUAGCAGCUAAGGCGCAGCUAUUUCUUGACUUAAGAAAGGACUCGACUCCACAGACAAAAGAGCUGACCUUUUCUGCCCAAGCAGAAAUUGAUCUUCUCAGAGAGGAGAUAAAUUCAAUGAAAAUAACCGACACCCCCAAUAAUGACAGAGACCGUGGGAGAGCUCCUAAUCGACGAUCUCCGACACCACGACGAAACAACCUUAAUAGGAGUAGCGACCGUAGUUUUUCCCAACGACGACAAGACCGAAGUCGUGAUCGGUAUCGUGACUAUCAGUAUCAUGAUACUAGACGCGGUAAGAGCCCAUACCGCCAUAACCGUGACUUUACUGACCGUCGACCCAGACUGACAUGUGACUAUUGUCGCAUUCCAGGACAUGUCUGGCGGGAAUGUCGACGACGACUUAGGGACAUGGAGACACAGCCACGACGUGACUAUGGACAGCGACAACAAUACUACGGACAACGGACGGGCUACGGCCAACAGCAACAGGAUUUUUAAGACGGGAAGGAGUCAACAGCGCUCGUUAUCUUCCUUCCCGAUCUAAAAAUCAGACCAGGCCUGACAUUGACUUAACAUCGACUCAUUUAGGAACCGAAGAUGUGGAACUUAAGUUGACAGAUAGAAACUUUGUGAAAGGUCGCUUACCAAAUGGCAAGAAUGUGUUCAUUUUGUUCGAUAGUGGAGCAACCAAGACCAUAAUCUCCGCUAA